Platichthys flesus (European flounder) is the source of this 3973-nucleotide messenger RNA. RefSeq names its product cell growth regulator with ring finger domain 1 (gene cgrrf1). Gene Ontology annotation, biological process: negative regulation of cell growth. The coding region runs from base 86 to 1096 and encodes 336 amino acids. The record is from RefSeq and is a predicted model, not a curated record. The transcript is spliced from 6 exons. Lineage: Eukaryota; Metazoa; Chordata; Actinopteri; Pleuronectiformes; Pleuronectidae.
UGUUGUUGUGGUGUUAGAGUCAUGGCCGCGAUGGAGCGAGUUUACCUUUAAUAAAUUAAUUUUUCUCGGACUCAAAUAAUGUAAAAUGGCAGCCGUUUUCCUGGUCACGCUGUAUGAGUACUCUCCUCUGUUCUACAUCAGUGUGGUCUCCUUGUGUUUCGUUGUUACCGCUGCCGUCGUGCUCGGCUGGUUUGGUUUCGAUGUCCCUGCGAUUCUUCGCAGCUCAGAUGAGGCAGAGUCCAUCCUUCCAACCCCUGAGAAGCAAAUGGUCCAGGUGACGAAUCCCUUCGGCUUGGCGAUGAGCUAUGGGACAGCAUCUGUCAUUGAUGGUGCAUCAGUGAGGCCUUUUUGUCUGGAGCCCUGCAUCCUGAGCUGUUUCUGGGGAUGUGAGGUCAUCACAGUCCAGGGAGCUCUGCAAUCUCACCAGCACGGGUCGAGGCUCAGCACCCCCCAACAUUUUCAGGAGGCCUUCCACCUACGUUACCACCACAGCCAGAGUUUCCAUGUCAGCAGUGACAACAACGAGGAACACCACACUCAGAUUCCUGCUGAACAGGGGAUCACAGACUUUGGAUUGUUGCCAAGGGCACACUACCCUCUUGUGGCUGUGCUGACGCUGGCAGAGCCAGAAGCCAGGGACGUGUACAACAUUGUGGCCAGUGUGACCGUUAUUCAUGUUCCUGAUGACAAAUACAGCCUUUCUGCUCGGAUUCUUUUUCAAUACCUUCUCACCUCACAGGGGAACAUGUUCGAGUUAAAGCCUCUGUUCAUGUCAGCUGACAGCGGGGGGGUGCCGGGGCCUCCUGACAAAGAGCAGAGCACCUCUCCCUAUCAACCGACAGAGGAGGCACACAGACUGGAGCAGAGUUCUAUGCUGGAGGAGGAGGACUGGUCGGAAGGGACAGGCAGAGACUGUGUGAUCUGUCAGAAUGCAGCAGUGAACAGGGUGCUGCUGCCCUGCAGACACGCCUGUGUGUGUGACCGCUGUAUGUCACACUUCCAGCACUGCCCAAUUUGCAGGGCAUUUGUCCUGGAGUCGUUCGCACUGACACAAGAGCCAGUUGUCAGUGUGGGAUGCGUCAGUGUCACUUAUUAGAUAAAAUGCAGUUUGGCAGUGCUCACUAAAGAAACUCUAGAUUUACAUGUUACACCCAGUUUCCAUAAAUGGAAUCAUUAUUGGAAAAGUUCAGCUGGACUGUAGACAUGUAUUGGGAGUAAAAUCAGGGAGUUACACUGCAGCAGCUGUAAACAGUAUUGACCACUCCAUUAGACUGCCUCCAGCAUACUCAGUGUGUGUGUCCAUACUGUGGGGCGGUUGGGCUGAGGGGUUGAAUGGUCGCCUCCAACCAGAGGGUUGGCAGUUAGAUCCCCUUCGGCUAAGUGUCCUUGGGCAAGAUUCUGAACCUUGAAUGGCCCCAUAAUAAAAAGUGCUGCCCAUAAAUGCACUGUAUGAAUGUAAAACUGUACUGUAAAGCACUUUGAGUGGUCAUCAAGAAAAGAAAGCUCUAUAUGAAUACAGACCAUUUGCUGUUUUCCAGUUAGACUGUGAACUGACUACUGAAUGAAUAGUGUUUUCAGUGUGACAGCGACCGGAUUUAGAGCAAACGUAGUGUCAUACAUUAGCCUCAACCUAAGUUGAGGCAAACACUUGUCAAAGAUCACCAAUUCUGUCUAACGGAUAAUGGAGCUGUAACACAAUCAUUCUGCUGCUGUGCCACCACAAACAUUUAUAUUCAUCAUUACAUGUACUGACUCUUAGCAGGAAACCGAUGGAUUGCUUACUCCGGGUAGGAAAUGAGUUCUUAGCCCGAGUGAAGGAGUUCAAGUACCUCGGGGUCUUGUUCGCGAGUGAGGGUACUAUGGAGCGUGAGAUUGGCCAGAGAAUCGGAGCAGCGGGGGCGGUAUUGCAUUCGCUUUACCGCACCGUUGUAACGAAAAGAGAGCUGAGCCGCAAGGCAAAGCUCUCGAUCUACCGGUCGAUCUUCGUUCCUAUCCUCACCUAUGGUCAUGAGGGCUGGGUGAUGACCGAAAGGACGAGAUCGCGGGUACAAGCGGCCGAGAUGAGUUUUCUCAGAAGGGUGGCUGGCGUCUCCCUUAGGGAUAGGGUGAGAAGCUCAGUCAUCCGUGAGGAACUCGGAUUAGAGCCGCUGCUCCUUUACUUAGAAAGGAGUCAGCUGAGGUGGUUCGGGCAUCUGUUAAGGAUGCCCACUGGGCGCCUCCCUUGGGAGGUUUUUCAGGCACGUCCAGUGGGGAGGAGACCUCGGGGAAGACCCAGGACUAGGUGGAGAGAUUAUAUCUCAACACUGGCCUGGGAACGCCUCGGGAUCCCCCCAUCAGAGCUGGUCAAUGUGGCCCGGGAAAUGGAAGUCUGGGGCCCCCUGCUUGAGCUGAUCCCCCCGCGACCCGACCCCGGAUAAGUGGAUGACGAUGAGAUGAGAUUACAUGUACUGUGGUUCUAUCUGUACUGAACCAGUCCAGCUGAAAUGGUAGCUUGAAAUAUUUGAAUAAUAUAACAUGUUAGGAAUGGGACUGAUGAUUUUAGUAGAUAGGUAUUUUAUGAACUACAUAGUAUACAAAAAAUAUUGUAUAUGUCGUGGCUAAACAAAGCUACAUGAUGUUAAUUCCGUAGAUUUAAAUAUCAUCCAUGAUAUAAAUGUCUAUUUGUACAAGAUUGUUAGUUUGACUUCACAGCAGCACUGCAGUAUUUAUUAACCACAGCCAAUACAAAUGUUUCAUCUGACUCAUUGUACAUGGUGAUGUAAACCAGGAGCUUUAAGAUCAAUUUGACAUGCAUGUAUGUGUUGUAUUCCUGCGUAUGGAUUGAAUUACAAUCAGCAGAGGGCGCUACUAGGUCCAUAAACAAUGACACGACUAGGGUUUAAUGGGCCAUGUAGCUUAUACUCUUCAUAACUUUUCAUUUGAAAUUGUUAAGUGAUGUCAGCCUUAGCUAGUAAGUUCACAUUAAGUCAAGAAUACCUUCUGUCCAUUACUAUUUGCAAGAUCGGGAACAAAACUUCACACUCAAACACCAGGUGUUAAAUCAGUACUGAACACUCAGCAGACAUUGUUGAGACAUGAGAAAAACUUACAACUUACAAUAGUUUGUUAUAUUUCAGUACAUGGAAGUUAUUUUAUAUAAGUAGAAACAGAAAAGAAGAUAAUGAGUGAAACUAAUUUGUUGGCAAAUGUUGCUUCCCAAAAACAAAAACCUGUCGUCUCUGGCCUUGUCGCAUAGAGCACAGCAAAUCCAUGACAAUGUAAUGAAGAAGAUCAGGUGGAGAAAAUGUCUGACACACUUAGGGUUUAUACAGGCUUGUAGUCCAGUUUGGACUCAAGCUUCUUUGAAUCAGCCACUUUACGCACAGCUUUCAUGAAGUCUUCCUGAGUGACGUACUCCCGGUCAGCACGGAUGGCAAAUAGACCUGAAGCCACAACAGAUGUUAUUGGACAACACGAAUUGGGAAUAAUCUAAUUAUUGAUUGCACUGAAAGAAAGAUUCGUCCCACCUGCUUCUGUGCACACGUUUCUCAGAUCAGCUCCAUUGAAGCCAUCCGACAGCUUCACUAUGGCUUCAUAAUCUGAAAACAAUCACAAGCAAAAGUUCUUCUAUGCGAGUUCACCAUUGAGAGGAGUAAUGAUCACUGCUGCUGCAAUUACAAAUGGUUCCUUAUGAUUAAAUUAAUUAGUAACACCUGUGAGGCUAUGCAUUAACAUCAUUCCUUCAUAACAUCUGUGUCAUAUCAUGUCUGUAUGUGAAAACAGACACUGUGGAGAAGCCCAGAAAAUGGUGUCAGGACAGUUGGAGGUAAAACCUUUGAUGAGUACACAGAAAUAAUAAACAACAGGUAUGCAUUUGAUGAUUAUUUUCCAAUCAUUUCAUGACCUAUGUGGUUUUGUAAUCAAAACAUUUGUUCUGUGAAAUAUCAAAGAAAAGAGUCAAACUAAUGAAUGAAAAAUAAAGCAAUUAAUUCUG